AUGCAUCUCGAUCUACAAAAACGGCAAGAUGAAGGUGGUCAGUCCGGCGAUGGUCAGUCCGGCGGUGGUGACGAUACCGAUUGGUGGUAUUCUUCGACCGCCGAAGUUGUCAAAUGGGUUGUUUUUCUUUCCAUAGUUGUCCUGCUUUUAACCUGGGUGGUUGGUGGUUCCCUCCACGCUCAGCGUCGUCGGAGGAGAGGCCUCCCUCCGCUAGCAUAUCACCGAGUAAUUAUCCAAGCCAGAGAGAAGCAUAAACAAAAAGCUAACAGUGGCAUCAAGUUUCUGGUACCUCGCUCAUACCGCAUGCCACCGAGGCAGACAAUCGACCAUGCCCCGCCUCUACCAUAUUAUUACCAUCCAUCGGGUAAUGGCGCGUCCAACGAGUAUCCUAUGUAUCCAGCACCCCCGCCACCAGCUUAUGGACAGGAUUUCGACCCUCCACCUCAAUAUCAGCCUCCACUAGGUGCAUCAAAAGUGGAUCCUUCACAGCAGCGCCAAGUCCCUUCCGUAUAUGUUGGAGAGUCAUCUCGCGCUGGUGACUCGUCACCAGCGCGACCUGAGCCAUCGAGGCAACCUUCCGAGCGAGGUGGGGCAAAUUAA
This is a messenger RNA of Xylona heveae TC161, 600 nucleotides long. RefSeq lists its product as hypothetical. The coding region runs from base 1 to 600 and encodes 199 amino acids. The transcript has 3 exons. The record is from RefSeq and is a predicted model, not a curated record. Lineage: Eukaryota; Fungi; Ascomycota; Xylonomycetes; Xylonales; Xylonaceae.